Messenger RNA from Odontomachus brunneus, 2805 nucleotides. It is a transcript of the gene Miro, whose product is annotated as mitochondrial Rho GTPase. The transcript is spliced from 12 exons. Gene Ontology annotation, molecular function: GTP binding; GTPase activity; calcium ion binding. Bases 534 to 2417 code for a protein of 627 amino acids. Gene Ontology annotation, cellular component: mitochondrial outer membrane. The record is from RefSeq and is a predicted model, not a curated record. Lineage: Eukaryota; Metazoa; Arthropoda; Insecta; Hymenoptera; Formicidae. Gene Ontology annotation, biological process: regulation of mitochondrion organization; small GTPase-mediated signal transduction; mitochondrion organization.
ACCCGCAUUUCCGUACGUACUCACGCACACGUAGCGUCAUUCAUUGCGGGGGCAUAGGUAACCUUGAAAAGCCCACCCUCGAAGCACUACUGCUUUGGUCCGCUGAGUCCGCUAGAGUUUGCUUCAGUCUGCAGCCGUGACCGCGACGUUCGUGAUCGGUGCUAGUGAUCAUAUACCUGAGACGUUCAAACAAGGUGCAAAGUACUGUCGACAGGAUUAUCGUAACGAUUAUCCGCGACGCGAUAAAAAACGCGCUAGGAAAAUCGUGUCUGAGACGCCGCGAGAUGUGUCGUUGAUUGCCGUUGAAAUGUCACUGUGAGAAAAUCGUGAUUUACAAUCGAGCAAACGUUCACCGAGUCGCGUCGUGUUCGUGCGACAGGUUAUAGGUUAUAUAUAUAUACACAUAUACAUAUAUGUAUAUAUGACAGUCACUGAUGUCUCUCCGGCACGAAACGAGGAUGUCGUCUACGAAGAAUUGAGCGGCGAAUGUCGUCGCCGUCGUCCUUUGUGAUAGCUAUCGGUGCUAAAGCAGCAUGGUGCAGCGCGCGGUUGCUCCUCGGCGCAAUGUCCGGAUACUGUUGAUCGGCGAACGUGGCGUCGGCAAGACCUCCCUGAUACUGUCAUUGGUGAGUGAGGAAUACGCCGAGGAUGUACCUAGCAAAGCCGAGGAGAUCACGAUACCGGCGGAUGUUACACCGGAGCAGGUGCCGACGCACAUAGUCGAUUACUCAGCGGCUGAACAAACGGACGAUCAACUGGCAGAAGAGAUUCAAAAGGCCCAUGUAAUAUGCGUUGUCUAUUCUGUGGAUGAUGAAGACACCUUAGAUAGAGCCGCCAGCUAUUGGCUACCAUUGAUCAGAAGGUGCUCAUCUGAUAAUCGAUGUCCAGUCGUACUUGUAGGCAAUAAGAUCGACCUUGUGGAUUAUUCUACUAUUGAGGCUGUCUAUCCUAUUAUGAAGGAGUUUACAGAGAUUGAAAGUUGCAUAGAGUGCUCAGCAAAGACACUUCAAAAUGUUUCUGAGACAUUUUAUUAUGCACAAAAGGCGGUUUUACAUCCCACCACACCUUUGUACAAUUAUGAUACACAAGAGCUCACAGAAGAAUGUAAAGCUGCUUUACAGCGAAUUUUUAAAAUAUGCGAUUUAGAUAACGAUGGACUCUUAAACGAUAUGGAGUUGAACGCUUUUCAGCAGUGGUGUUUCAACACACCGUUGCAGCCGCAAGUAUUAGAGGACGUGAAAGCUGUGCUGUCGAAAAAUAUUUGCGACGGUAUCUGUAACGGAUGUGUUACUAUGAAAGGUUUUAUGUACUUGCAAUGUUUGUUUAUACAACGCGGAAGGAACGAGACUACUUGGGCAGUAUUGAGGAAAUUCGGUUACGACAAUGAAUUGCAGAUGUCGAAGGAGUAUAUUCAUCCACCGCUGAAGGUACCGCUUGGUUGCACCAGUGAAUUAUCGCACAAAGGACAAGAAUUCCUGACGUUACUGUUCAUGCAGCACGAUCGCGAUCGUGACGGAGCUCUCUCGCCAAUAGAAAUGGAAUCAUUAUUCUCGCGAUGUCACGUUCCGCCAUGGGGCGAUGAGUACAAGUACACUGUCCCUACGAAUGAGAAGGGUUGGAUUACGUUCCAAGGGUACAUGUGCCAAUGGGCACUGCUAACACUGACAAACGUACGCAAAACUCUGGAAUACAUGGCGUACCUGGGCUACAAUAUGUACAAUAACGAGUGUCAAACGAGCGCUGUAGUUGUGACACGCGAGAAAAAAGUAGAUCUGGCCAAAAAGCAAUCCAGCAGGAACGUUUAUACCUGUCACGUGAUAGGCCCAAAGAGUAGCGGGAAAACUACGUUAUGUAGAACUUUUAUCGAUCCGAAACUCGAGAAAUUAAACGAUCACAUGGUACCGCCGAAUUCUCACAUCACCGUGAAUACGUUGCACGUAUAUGGGCAAGAGAAAACGAUAGUAUUGAAAGAUAUAAACGUGUUAAAUGUCCAGGACGCAUUAACUCCAGCGGAGAUACAGUGUGACGCAGCGGCUCUCGUCUACGACGCCAGUAAUCCAAAAUCGUUUGAGUAUAUAGCGCGUAUUUACAUCAAAUAUUUCGCCGAUAGUAAAAUCCCUGUUCUGAUAAUAGCGAAUAAAAGUGACCUUUCGGAAGUGAAACAGUGUUAUCUGUUGCAACCGGCUAGCUUCUGUAGCAGGUAUAAGCUGAUGCCACCACAACCGUACAGUGUCUCUCGCACAGUUCGACGUGAAAUCUUCGUCAAGCUAGCUACGAUGGCGGCUUUCCCGCAUAUAAACCAAUUCGGCCUAAUGCAAGGGGAUUCCAUGGUCUGGUGGAAAGCAGGAUUGGGAAUUGCGGUCGCUACUGUCGCCGGUUACGUGAUGAUGCGCGUGUUGAAUACGGAAAAAAGAUAGUCUACCACAUAUUCUCGUGCUACUUUUGCGUGUUAAACUGCCUCCCGUUGUCGAGUAAAGAAAGAGAAAGUCGUUUAUUAGAUAAUCGCGUUAAAUAGAUUGAAUAUGGCAUAUAUAAAUAAAUAUAUAUAUAUAUUCAUAUGUAAAUCACUAAUUUUCAAUAUGUGGCUAUUUUCAAUAGCUAAGCAUUUUAGAAAACUACCAUAAAAUUACGAAACCGUUUCUCGUGUAGAUGCGCUUAUUUUGCUUUCGUCAUAAUGCCAGAACUUUUUAUUUGCCGUUUACCCUUCCGAUGUAUGUACCUUCUUGUAUAAGAAGUAUUUUCACCUUCUGUAAUAAAUUAUUGUUUAAUGUAUUGUAAUAUAAAGUGAAGAGAAAAUAUGUUAUA